AGUAAAAACGAAAACAGGAUUGACAAGUUCAGUACAUUGCACAUUGAAUUAAGGUGAUAAAGUGCAGGUUCUUUGUGUGUUAUCUACUAAACACUAGACUCUGAAUCUAGUAAAUUAGCAACCAUUAUAGAUAAGCAGACAUAAUCUUGAAGAACGAAAACACUAUAGAGAUGGAUAGUGACAAAUCGGCCAACAACGAUGGAGAACAGUAUGACCCAGUGGUGCAGUUUCUCGACAUGAAUGUGCCAGAUGGUCUCUGCCGUCGUGAAAAAACUCUUCAACUUGUUAAAUGCCAGUCAUUUAAAGAGGCCAACAAAUCCUUCAGUGCACUUAUAGGGGAUAUCCUCAGAGUGGCAGACACUGGACUGACAAUCCCAAAAAGAUUAAUGGUCGAAUUUUACUAUGGUCGAGCCACAUGUAGAUUGGAAUUGGAUUUACUUAUUGAAGUUUUGGAAGAUGUGCACGAAGCACUAAGAUGGGAAAAACCAGCUAGGUUAUUAUAUUUACCUCCUCAAAUUUCUCUUGUUCGGGAUGCCACCAUAACAAGAUUACUAGAACAACUGCCGAAUUGGAUACUGCGUAUUCCUGACUUGAUAAAGAAACUGCAUACCUAUGGAGACGAUAGUCUGGAGCAAGAAGAAUUUGUGCAUGCUUUGCUGUGCUACCGUGACGUCCUUACACUAUCUGGCGUCGUCCGCGAGUGUCAGAUAAUGAAUAAACAAACUACUGCUCGACUGCUUCUGGGGUAUUCUGAAUGCUGUUUAGAAAUAGCAAAAACUGACAAGGACGUCCCAAAUCAGACAUUUACAAAACUAUGUGGAGACCAUUGCAUAAAAGCUCUUGAUCUGAUAGAAAGUGAACAGGAAGAAGACGAAUGUCGCGCGCUGUGUGCAAAGGCGUACGAUUUAAAGUCGAGGGCGUUCCAUAACCAGGGGGACAUUAAAAAGGCCAUCGAAAUGGCAGAGGAGGCACAUAGCAUUUUGCCCAGUGAAGCUAGAGAAAGCGAGAUUCGAAGAUUGAAAAGAACGCAGGAUGAAAUCGAGGCCGUAGAGACAAGGGAGUCACUUAAGUACGAUCCGGAUUGGAUAGCGGGACUUGUGACGGCUUCAAGCGGGAGAGUGGCCAAAACAAGUAAGUGGUGGAUGUUGGGAUAUGAUUCACAAUAA
Molecule: messenger RNA, 1166 nt
Organism: Lingula anatina
Lineage: Eukaryota; Metazoa; Brachiopoda; Lingulata; Lingulida; Lingulidae
Molecular function (GO): protein binding
Source: RefSeq, a predicted model, not a curated record